ACCCAGACACCCACCCACCCUCUCUCUUAUCUCCUAAAUAAACACCAGAAAGAACCCAUGUGUUAAAAGAUCUAAUAGUUUCAGAUUGGAUGAAAAUGGUGGACACAGAGAGAGUUUGCAGGCUAAAGCUUCUGGUGGGGCUGAUAGCCAUAGUGAGUGGAUUUGUGGGUUCAUGGGCAGGGGCUCCUCUCCUCAAUCCUUCCAAGUUAGAAAUGUUUGUUGACAAACUCCCAGACAUGCCCAGAAUCAAAGGUUAUAAGCUUGUUAAUGGUGUUCCUGUUCCCAAGAAACUCAAGAUUGGCAUGUUUCACAAGAAAUGGAAAUUCCACAGAGAUCUUCCCCCAACCCGGGUGUUUUCAUACGGUAGAUCGAAGCGCAGGGCAACGAUUCCUGGACCCACAAUCGAGGCACUCCAUGGAGUCGACACCUACGUGACGUGGAAAAAUCGCCUCCCUUCAAAACACAUAUUGCCGUGGGACCCAACAAUUCCGACGGCUAUGCCAAAGAAGGGAAUUCCUACGGUGGUGCACCUACACGGCUCAAUCGGUGAACCCGCGAGCGAUGGCAACUCCAAGUCAUGGUUCACAGCUGGAUUUCGCGAGCGGGGGCCCACUUGGAGCAAGAAGAGGUACCACUAUCACAAUGUACAACAUCCUGGGACCCUCUGGUACCAUGAUCAUGCCAUGGGGUUGACCAGAGUCAACCUCCUAGCUGGCUUGAUCGGGGCCUACGUCAUCCGACACCACGAUCUCGAGAUCCCACUGGGCCUACCGUACGACCGCAAGUUUGACCGGCCGUUGGUUGUGUUUGACCGUAGCUUCCGUACCGACGGCUCGAUAUACAUGAACCCCAUCGGGAACAAUCCCUCCGUGCACCCGCAUUGGCAGCCAGAAUACUUCGGCGACGCCAUCAUAGUCAACGGGAAAGCGUGGCCCUACAUGACCAUACGCCGAAGAAAGUACCGGUUCAGGAUCAUCAAUGCCAGCAACGCAAGGUUUUUCAACUUCUACUUCAGCAACAACUUGACCUUCACCCACGUGGCAUCUGACUCGGCGUACAACGAGGCGCCACUUGUCCUCCACCACAUCCUACUCGCCCCUUCCGAAAUAGCUGACGUGGUAGUUGACUUUUCCGAGUCUAAGUCUAAGUCAGCAAUUCUAUCCAACAAUGCAGUAUAUCCUUACCCUUCUGGCGACCCCGUGGAUGAAGUUAACGGUAAGGUCAUGAAGUUCAUCAUCAAACCUGGCAAGGAGGUUGACACAUCGCAUAUUCCAAAAAAACUGAUAAGUUAUCCUUCGCCAAGCUUGUCCCACGUUUCUAACGCAAGGUACAUCGCAAUGUACGAGUACACGAGCUCUAUUGACGAGCCGACACACCUAUACAUCAACGGCAAAUCGUACGAUGAGGCGGUGACCGAAACGCCAAGAGUGGGAAGCAGCGAGAUAUGGAACAUCAUAAACCUGACGGACGACAACCACCCUUUGCACAUCCAUUUAGGGCUUUUUAAGGUGUUGGAUCAAACGGAGAUAGUGGAGGAAGAGGAGUUCAAGGCAUGCAUGUUGAAGUUUAACGAUGCGGUGAGGUGUAAGGUGAUGGAGCACGCGCGGGGGAAGAAGGUGAGGGUGGCCCCUCACGAGAAGGGGUGGAAGAAUGUGUACAAGAUGAUGCCUGGCUAUGUUACAACAAUAUUUGUGAGAUUUUCAUUCAUCCACUCAAAUGCUUCUUACCCUUUUGAUGCUACCGCACAGCCUGGUUAUGUCUACCAUUGCCAUAUUUUAGAUCAUGAAGACAAUGUGAUGAUGCGACCGUUAAAGUUGGUACAUUAAGAAGUGAAAUUAAAAUAAUAUAAACGAUAUAUGGAAAGAAGGCAGUGGUUGGUGCUCUAUAAAUCAAAUAGGCUACAACCUCUUUUUUUUUUUUUUCUUUUUUCUUUUUUUUUUUUCAAUAUUUAGAUUGUAUUCGGAGCACAAGAAUAAUCUAAAAUAUUGAAAAAGUAGUAUUCAACUCUUACACAAACCGAAGAUAAUUAAUAAAGGAAAACUUUCAGAAUACAA
This is a messenger RNA of Ipomoea nil (Japanese morning glory), 2054 nucleotides long. RefSeq names its product multicopper oxidase LPR2-like. The coding region runs from base 90 to 1826 and encodes 578 amino acids. NCBI's taxonomy places the organism in Eukaryota, Viridiplantae, Streptophyta, Magnoliopsida, Solanales, Convolvulaceae. Gene Ontology annotation, molecular function: copper ion binding; oxidoreductase activity. The record is from RefSeq and is a predicted model, not a curated record. The transcript is spliced from 4 exons.